AUGCCGAGAGGAGCACGAAGGACCGCUGACUCGGACGACGAGGCCGAUACUCCGCGGACGCAGACGCAAAGGAGGAGAGGGGAGGAAGAAGAAGGUGACUUCGAGGAAGGAGGGGCCGGAUCUUCCAGAGGGCUCAACCAGGAGGACUUGCAAAGACUAGUCAAGAACUUCGUCAGACUGGCGAUAGCUUGCGAGUACACGAGAUCACCAAUACGACGAGAUGAGAUUGGAAAGAAAGUCCUCGAAGGCAACUCCCGGGAGUUCAAGCGUGUCUUUGAUAAAACCCAAGAGCGUCUUCGGGCAACACUGGGGAUGGAGAUGAUCGAACUACCAGCAAAGGAGAAACACCUGACUGCAACACAAAAACGGAAACAAGGAGCAAGUGCGAGCGCUGCUACGACGUCGAAGUCAUGGAUGUUGGUGACGAUUCUGCCACAGGAGUACAAGGCAAUUAUCGUGCCAGACAACUAUGUGGAUGCGCAGUUUAUGGGACUGGUGAACCUGGUUGUUUCAUUAGUGAUGCUGAAUGGGAGAACACUGUCAGAAGAUGGACUGUACCGAUAUCUCACUCGACUCCAAAUCAACGAGGAAACAAUAUGCGGACAAACCUCAGACAUACUCGCAAAGAUGGUUCGAACUGGUUACCUUACAAAAGCGCGAGACCCCACCAGUGACGAGAACAAGCAGGACUACCACCUUGGUCCGCGUGCGAAAAAGGAGAUUGGCAUGGAUGGUGUCGUGGCACUGGUGAAGGAAGUCUACGAAGCCGGAGAGGGGCCGUUGCCGGAGAAUCUUAUUGAGAAACUACAUGGUGCCGCGGGUGAGGACAUCAAUGAGCAGAGGGCGGAGGCUGCGAGGGAAGAUUUGCAGAGGAGGCAAGCAGCGUCGCAGGCAAAUGGAAGGAGAAAUAAGAGAAGAAGGAAUGAUGAUGAAGGUGAAGAGGAUGAAGGUGACGACGAGUGAAUGUCACCUACAUCGUCUCGAGAAGCAACACAAUCUAGCAUACAUUCAUCGAACUAUAAACACCUAAUCAAUAUCUCGUCGGCAUGC
This is a messenger RNA of Saitoella complicata NRRL Y-17804, 1050 nucleotides long. RefSeq names its product MAGE-domain-containing protein. Gene Ontology annotation, biological process: DNA repair. The record is from RefSeq and is a predicted model, not a curated record. Bases 1 to 963 code for a protein of 320 amino acids. The transcript has 5 exons. Lineage: Eukaryota; Fungi; Ascomycota; Saitoellomycetes; Saitoellales; Saitoellaceae. Gene Ontology annotation, cellular component: nucleus.